Trichophyton rubrum CBS 118892 is the source of this 2729-nucleotide messenger RNA. RefSeq lists its product as uncharacterized. NCBI's taxonomy places the organism in Eukaryota, Fungi, Ascomycota, Eurotiomycetes, Onygenales, Arthrodermataceae. Gene Ontology annotation, molecular function: DNA-binding transcription factor activity. Gene Ontology annotation, biological process: regulation of DNA-templated transcription. The record is from RefSeq and is a predicted model, not a curated record. The transcript is spliced from 2 exons. Bases 153 to 2099 code for a protein of 648 amino acids.
CGACACCAACAUCAACAUCAACAUCAACAUCGACAACCACCGCAUUUUCCAUCACCAGCAUCGUCUCUACCAUCUAUACCGCUCUCUACGUUGGAUAUACAGAUCACAAAACAGACACAGAGACCGCACAAUUGACUGCAGAGACCUUCAUCAUGGCUGCGAUGGGAGAAAUGCUGCCGACUCUCUCUCCUCUUACUAGCCAGCCGCAGUCGUACGACGUCACUGCAGACAUGGACUCUUUCCUCAACCUCGAGCCAACUAUGUAUCCCUCACCUUCGGUCUCGCCUGCUAACUCCGAUAGCAGGACUGCCAGCAAGCAUGGCUUCGUCCAGCAUCAGCAACAACAACCUCAGCAGCAACCACAACAGCAGCAGCAGCAGUCACCUCAGCAGCCUCAAUACACUGCCCCAAGUCACCAAUACACUCACUACACACAACAAACCGGUCUGCCGCCAGGCGGCCUUGCCAACACUAUCGCCCUAAACAACUAUGGCUUCGACCCCAUGGGCAUGGUGCAUCCUGUGGACGGCAUCUAUGGCCGAAUGGGGCAACCGAUGAAUUCGUUGUCCACUUUACCAUUAAAGGACUCGACCGAAAUGGACCUCGAUGAGAAUCUGGCCGAUUCAGACGCCUACAUCGUCCCCUCUCAGGCUAACAAGACUCAGUUUGUUGACCCAAGUGCGCUUGGUGCUCAGGAGAUGCCCCUUUCUGCCGCCGCAAACCAGACUAGACGUGUCUAUCCUGGCAUCCAUCAGCAGCAGGCCGCCAGAGCCAAGGCUGCCCUCCAGCAGAGACAAGAGAUGCUGCAGCGUCAACAGCAGCAGCAGCAACAACAACAACAUCAACAUCAACACCAUCAACAACAACAGCAACAACAUCACCAGCAACAACAACCUUCACAGCAAAGACAAACCCCCGAGGCUCAUCAGAAUCGGCCUCAGAGUAAAUUCAACCGCAACAUGGAUCCGCGCGUGCAGGAAAAGAUCUCCCACAUACUCCAACAGAUGAGACAAAAUAGUGUCAGCAGCCAGGAAGAGACUGAACAGACUAGCAGUCUCCCCCAACCUACUAAGUACAAGAAGGAUGAGCAAGAUAUGGAUGAGGAUGAGCGAUUGCUUGCAAGUGAGGAGGGAAAGAAACUCAGCAGCAAGGAACGACGCCAGCUCCGUAACAAGGUCUCAGCCCGUGCUUUCCGAUCAAGACGUAAAGAGUAUAUUGGCCAGCUUGAAGGCGAAGUGGCUGCCAAGACUAAUGAAGCCAACGAGCUUCGCCAGAAAAACAACGCCCUAGCUCUGGAGAAUGCCAGACUCACCGAUUUCACCCGCAUGCUCCUCUCCUCUUCUCACUUUGCUCCCUUGCUUAACGAAAUGUCUAAGAAUGGCCUUCCACCAAACCUAGGCUCUCAGUCUCAACCUCAGGUCCAAACUCACACCACUCCAGCGCCGCAGCUUCCUAGUCAGCCCACCGUGACCAAGGAAGAAGGCAUCGAACAAUCCCACCAGGAAGUAUCUGUUCCAAACCUACAGACGGGCCUUCCGGUCGUUCCGGAGCAAGGCUUUGACUUCGCUUCGAUUGACCUUAAUGACCAGGGUUGGAACUCGGGCAUUGACUUUAACUUCACUAACCCAUCCGUUUUUGUCGUUGUUGAUGUUCCUACCGGCCCAUCUCUGGAUAUGGAGGCAAUCACGGGCAAGAGCUCCAACUCCGUUGGCCCCGUGAUUCCUGAUGAAACCAAAGAAGUUAUUCCUUCCAUCGACACUGUGUCAUUCGGCAUUCACAAUCUGGAAGCUCCUAAGAAGGAAGCCUCUAUCCCUGUUUCUGCUGCUGAUCUUGACAUCGACGAGAAUGACCCUUGCUUUGCCCUUUACCUUGACCAGCCAUGCACACCCCCUACCUCCGGUCAAAAUUCUGACAAGAUGUUCACCGGUAUCAAGCUAGACGAUAUCUCCUCCAAGAUUGAGCUUGUUGUUGAGGCGUCUUCAUCAACCAGCACUUCCGAUGAGAUCAGCCCUGCCGCAAAGCGCGAUUUUGAAAGAUUGUGCGCCAACAUGGAAGCGUCCUUCCACUACAUAUUCCAAGUCACCUCCAACUUUGACUAACUCCCUUGAACCCUUUACAUUUAUAUAUUACCAUAUUACCCUUAGUCUGAUGUCCGCUACGAAUUUUUUUCCUUGCCAUAUCUUGCUCUAUCUACCUGUACCCGUCAUUGCUUCUCCUGACAUAUUCACAGCUCAUCGCUCACGCUCGCUUUCUCUCCAGGUUUUUCUUUUCCUUUUCCUUUUUCUUUAUUUUGCUUCGGUUACUAUAGAAUUGCAUUCCCUCGUGUCGUUUCGUUUGUACCUUUUCCUUUGUCUGGUCAAACCGGCGUUUUUAUUCGUUCCGUGAGUUGGCUUUCCCGCCCUUAUCUUUUCCCGCUUGGUCAAAAUGCUCCGUUUAUUCGAGACGUCGAUCUGGUCCUAAUUCCUUUUGGUUCCUUUUUCUUUGGUCAAUUCUUGAUUACAUUAUUGGGGCCAAUGUAGGUGGAUCCUGCGUACAGGCAAUAGGUUUCUUGAGAUAGUGAACAAUCUAUUUCAGUUAGUUCAUAUAAACAGUGAUCUUCCACUUCCCGCAUAUUGAUAUUCAGGGGACUUCUUGUCUUAUAUAAGCAAUUCGAUCUAAGUUUACCUUCAAACUCUAAAUUAUUCACAUAUCUUGGCAUUUUGGUAUGUCUAAUUUUUUAUUUUUUAUUU